Messenger RNA from Cladocopium goreaui, 2143 nucleotides. The record is from the annotation of a GenBank genome assembly. Lineage: Eukaryota; Dinophyceae; Suessiales; Symbiodiniaceae.
CGGUUUUCCCUGCGUCAUUCUGACGUGGUUUCCCCAUGCAGCGGGACAAGAAGCGCGUCCGCUGCGACCGAUGGGCGCGACUUCGCAGCUCGCCUUUGCUGAUGGCUUCAACGGCAGUCACCAUCAUCUUUCACGUGGCCAUGUACGCCUGUGGCUUAAUGAGCUGCAGAGAAGGCGGCCACCUUUGGAACACUAUCUCAGGAUAUGAGGGCGGAAAGAUGAUGAACAUGACUGGGACAUGGUUAGCGAAACCCUUUGCGGCCUUGGAUCAUCCUUGGAAGGACCUCUCCAACCGAACUUGCGGAGGCACGGAGGGUGGUCAUCGUCCAGCGCCAGAACUAGACACCUGGGUGUGUACUCCAACGAUGGACGUCCGGGCAGAGGAUAGCUAUUCUACGUGGAAGAGGACUCUGCCGAGCAUGUCUGCGCUGAUGUUGCUCUUCCUGAUUUGUGCUUGGUGUUCCGAGCUUGGGAGCUCCAAAGCAGGACGUCUCAGGAUGCACGUGUUCUUUGGCGUCCUGGUAAUCUUCAUCUCCUUUGGUCUUUUGGGGACCGUCAUCGUGGCUGUCAUGGGUUUGAUCAUCAUGGCGGUGCCCAGAGUUCCGGCCUUGUCCUCCAACGUGGCACUGGCGGUGAUUUGGGUUCUCACCGUGGUCUUUAUGGAGCUGGUGUCGCUUUUUCUCGGUCAGCAUGACCAUGAAGUGCCUGGCUGGAACUAUAACCAGGGAAUCAAGUCUUGGUGCCUGUUGGAGUACAUUGUAUGUGGAGACGCCCUUUACAAAAACCAACCCAAUUCUCAGGUAUGUUCCAUUUCGAAGUACUUCUUGAUUUCAGGUCUAGCUCCAUGGUUUGUCUUCCGCUUCGUUGCGUUGAAGUUCAUCUCCUUAGCCUCCGACACACUGUGGAGCUUGCGGGGCAAAGAGAUCAGAGACGGCUUAGAGUCCAAGUCGGAGUUGGUUCAACGAACUGAACGACACUUGGUUCAGAUCCCGGAGACCAACGAUGAAGAAACCGCGGAGGGGUCUGACCCAUCGGUGACUGUCGACUUCUACUCCUGGAAGUACUACUUGGCAUAUCUUGGGUAUCCGCCACUGUUCUUUGCUGGGCCUAUCCUUUCCUACAACGCAUUUGUGUCUCAGCUCGAGAAGCCCAUUUUAUCCUACUCGGCCGGCAUGGCGCCUGACAACGAGCAAGCGAAAAGAGCGAGGCACGGCGUGAUCUACUACGGCAUCCGCGUUUUGAUCUUGAUGGUGGUCAUCGAGGUCUUUUCAGUCUACUGGUGGUACAGUCAGAAGCUGAAUAUGAUCACAUGUACCAGCAAAGAUCCAUACCCCAGAUGUUUAUUUGACGACCUGUCGGUUUGGGAGCUUUACAUUGGCAUGCACGUGGUCUUGCACUUUACGUGGCUUUCCUUGAUGAUCAUUUGGCGUUUCGGCCGACUCGUUGCCCUGGCCGAUGGCAUUGACUCCUUCGAGAACAUGCUUGGAUGCGUGUCAUUCAACUACACCUUCACAGAGUUUUGGCGUAUUUGGCACGCCUCCAUGAACGAAUUCAUGCUGAGGUAUCUAUAUCUCCCAUUGGGUGGGAAGAAUCGGGCCUGGCUGGCUGUGCCCGUGGUUUUCCUGUUUGUGGGAUUCUGGCACGAGCGUACUGGAUUUGGAACUCAACCUGCCUGGUAUGCAUGGGCUUUCUUGAACGCACUUGGCGUGAUCAUCAACAAGUUCUUGGAGGACACCCUGGCACGAUAUCGGAAAAGUGGGCGAUGCGCUGCCAGUGGCCCAGCUCGUUGGCUUGUGGAGCUGGAAAAAAGCCGACUCAGUGAUCAGCCAAGAAGAUGGGCGGCAGAGGCAGCUUUCUUUCUGGGCAGAGGUUUGGGUCCGGUGGCAUUGAUCUUAGUGAAUGUCCCAGCAAUCUACCUCUCCAACUCCCUACAAUUCUAUCACAGCAUGUUAAUGCGUGGCUGGCACUCAGCAGCCUUACUGGUCACAUUGGUGGUCACUUUUGGAUGUAACGCACAAGUGGUGGACGCUCUCCGUGCCGAGAAGCCACCACCGCCGCCUCACGCGCAAUCGCUCCAGAGCAUGAGAAGCUACGAUGAGUCUCCCUCGGCGGGUGGCUAAAUGGUGAGAAAUUCUGGAUGAAC